Molecule: messenger RNA, 321 nt
Organism: Paramecium sonneborni
Lineage: Eukaryota; Ciliophora; Oligohymenophorea; Peniculida; Parameciidae
Source: the annotation of a GenBank genome assembly
AUGGAUUAUAUAAAUAAAUAUCAUUUUUAUACUUAAUAUAAAGGUUAUUUAUGUGAGAGAAUAAAAACCAAAUUUUUUGAUUUUUCUGUUGAUCAAAGUGGUUAUUACUAAGGAAUAUAAUAAAAGAAACACCUACUUUAAAUAAGGCUGUUCAUUAAUACUUUUCAAUCGUAAAUAGAGAGUAAGAUAAUAAGUAAUCUAUUGAGGAUAUAACUUGGAAGAAAUUUAAAAAUAUAAAACAGGAUCAAUGAAUAUAUAAUGAAGGCUAGACUUUUAUAAGAAAAUAUUAAUGAUGUUUUAGCAAUAAUAGGCAUUAUUUGA